This is a messenger RNA of Seriola aureovittata, 2689 nucleotides long. It is a transcript of the gene slc30a4, whose product is annotated as solute carrier family 30 member 4. The transcript is spliced from 8 exons. The record is from RefSeq and is a predicted model, not a curated record. Gene Ontology annotation, cellular component: plasma membrane. The coding region runs from base 244 to 1563 and encodes 439 amino acids. Gene Ontology annotation, molecular function: zinc ion transmembrane transporter activity. Gene Ontology annotation, biological process: zinc ion transmembrane transport; response to zinc ion. Lineage: Eukaryota; Metazoa; Chordata; Actinopteri; Carangiformes; Carangidae.
ACCGAACUUGCUGCUGUGACUUCCGAGUCCGGAGGUGGUGUUUGGGCUCUAAUGUUUACACCGGAAUUACCACGAAAGUUUCAAAUCUAAAAACCAACGAAGUUUAUACAACAGAAACGUACACUCGUAAGUGCAAAGAUGGAAAUAAAAUGCGGACACCGUUACAAGAAUGUGAAUGAUUACCUCGGAGGACAGUAACCUACAGACAGAUCUGUUUAUACCUUGCCCUCGUGAUUAUUCAAGAUGUCAGGUGGGAACCUCUUCAGCAAGGUGCGGUCCGCCUUCAGGAGGGAGCAGAGCGACUGGGACCUGAGCGACACGGCGCCUUUUGACUUGAACGAUGAGCUGGUGGAGGAUGAGACGCCCAAAUUUAACAAGCUGAAGGUGGUGGUGUCCGGAGAGAUGUCGGACUACUCUGCCGGAGCUCCGUCCAACGGGGUAGCUGUGAACACGCUGGUGGUGGCUGAUGAUGAUGAUGACUCCAUGCUCGACUCCUCUUCGAGCCUGGGCAGCCCAGGGUUAAAUAUGGACCCCUGUGACUCCUGCACCAAGAAGAGGGAGAGGAUCAAGCACAGGAGGGUGAUGAAGAGGCUUGUCUUUGCAGCUGUGCUGUAUUUAGUUUUCAUGACAGGUGAAAUUAUAGGUGGUUAUAUGUCAAACAGCUUAGCCAUUAUGACUGACGCUGUGCACAUGCUAGCAGACGUGGUGGGCAUUUUGUUUUCCCUGCUGGCCCUCUGGCUCUCCACCAAGCCACCCACUAAGAGAUUCACUUUUGGACUGCAUCGCCUCGAGGUGGUAUCGGCAGUCCUCAGCGUGGUGCUCAUCUACAUUCUGACGGCCGCGCUUCUCUAUGAGGCGGUUCAGAGGACGGUUCACCAAGAUUUCAACAUAGACGGAGAUGUCAUGCUCAUCACUGCAGCUGUGGGGGUGGCUGUCAACCUUGUAAUGGGUUUCUUAUUAAACCAAGGUGGUCACCUGCACUCUCAUGGCCAUGGCCAUGGUCAUUCUCACGGCCCUGUAGCUGCCUCAGCUUCGCAGUCAACAGGGUCAGGUCACCAGCAGAGGCCACAUGGCAGCCUGGCUGUCAGAGCAGCCUUCAUCCAUGCUUUGGGAGACCUCCUCCAGAGUGUCGGGGUGCUCAUAGCUGCCUACAUUGUCCGCUUCAAGCCGGAGUUGAAGUUGGCAGACCCCAUCUGUACAUAUAUCUUCUCUGUUCUGGUUCUGUUCACCACAUGCCGCAUCAUGCGAGACACAGUAUUCAUUGUACUGGAGGGUGUUCCCAGGCACCUGGACUCUCAGCGGAUCAAAGACGACCUCCUGAAGCUGGAGGACGUCCAGUCAGUCGAUGAGCUGAAUGUCUGGGCACUGACCACUGACAAGACCGCAGCACUAGUGCAUCUCCAGCUCACGCCCUCUAGUGCCAAUAACUGGGAGGACGUCCAGGCGAAGGCCCGUCACCUGUUGCUUCACACAUACGGUCUCACCAGGUGCACAGUGCAGGUGCAGACUCACAGGCAGAGGCCGGUGCGCAGUUGUGCAAACUGCCAGCAGCCCAGCGCCUAAAGAGAGACUCACGCUCACAUUGACUUCCACAGUGCAUUUUAUGGAGCCAGACAACAGAGAAUAUAGUAAACAGAGGGUUUGGAUGGAUGUCGCACCGCUGUCUCAGCUCGAUGCCAUAGCAGGAGCCACAGUAUACGGUGUGUAAGUGGAAAAAGACUAGUGCCAAAGGACAGUCGGUGGAACAAAGGCAGAUGACAUCUCUAAUUAAAGGAUCACCACAGCCUCCGGGGACCGUUUGCUGUUAUGCUUGCAAAGCUUUCGGUGCGGAGGUUGAAUGCUUCAGCUGAAAAGAAUGGAAAAAAACUUGCUCUUAAUUCACCAUUAAAGCCUAUUCCAGCAGGUAACCUUUUUGUAUUUUACUGUUUGAUUUGUCACAACUGAUGUUUUGUCAUCAGAUGUAAAUUUAACUUUUUGUUACUGGAAGUGAGGACUGUAUACUAAGAUUUUAUUAUUUUACUAAGGAUGUCAGCAAAAGAAAAGGUACCUCAUGUCAUUUGAUAAUAACUGUGGUCACAGUGCAUAUAAGCUGUAUUCCUCACCACUGGCAAAAAACCUUUAUCAUUGUGACCCUUUAGUAGACUUAACAUUUCAUCAGAUGCACUUAAUGUUUAAUAUUCCUCAGCCAAAGUCUGUUGCAAGGCAGAUGUUUUAAAACACAACAACCUUAGUUAUUCUUAAAGUAGUCUACAUUGGCUGUACUGACCAAUAAUUAAAAUAACUUGACAUUUUUGACACUGAUAUUUUAUUCUAGCACGUCUCUUAAUUCAUUGUGCAGAGCAGGCAACUGACAAUCAAAGUGUGACUGACUUUGAACUAUGGUAAAUGCUACAGUGGUUGAACCGACGUGGUUUCACUCUAUAUUCAGCUUUUUUUCAUAUCAUUGACUGACAGUGUAGUAAUGCUGACGGGUUUGGGAAAUCUUCAGUAUUUCAAAGUUGCAGUGUUUUGAGGGAAGGAGGUAUGAACUGAAAUGUGCCAAUAAUGGUGUUUAUAGUAUUUUCGCUGUCAAGUGUUGAGAGGCUGUUGAGGGGUUUAUUGAAAACCUUUCCAUGUCUCUGAUAUUAAUCACCAAGGAAAAUCAGGAACUGGAUCACUGUAUUUGUUUGUAUUAAAGUAUUUAAACUUU